AUGCCCCCUCGUAUUCCUCCUGCGGCAAGAAAUAAUGCAGUGGUGCAAUACAAAGCCAUUUUGGCGACCUCUCUCGCGUUCUCGCGCACCCUCAACUCUAGGAAUAUCGAAUUUCAUUGGUAUCCACUGUGGAAUCAAAUACUCUAUGAACUAUUCCCUGUUUGGUUUGUGCCGGAUGAUGACGAGGAUGACGAGGAUGAAAAUGAUGGUGAUGAUCCCGAGGAAAUCAUACAGCCGCCUGAAGAACAGCCUACUAAGGAAGCUCCAGAAAACCAAGACAACCACAACGAGGACGAGGACGACGAAGCGGCUGAGGCAGCGGCGGGCGAUAUUUCUUUCGCAUCAACCGUCCCGCAGAAGAACGCUGAAGGGGUCAACGUGGAUUUUGUGAUUCUGCAUCUUAAGGCAGUGGCUCAGCCACAGCCUGAGUUGGAAACUCGCUAUGGAGGGUGGAGGAUUACUGCAGCGAGUGUCGGACUUCUCGUUGAAGUGAAGCGAUUCGUGAGUAGGAGUCUGGCAGGUGAAAAUCAAACCACGGAGAUUCUUUCGCGGAUCCUGGAAGCUUGCAGUGACCUGAUCGACCAGGCAGCAUGCGUAUUUAUCCAGAAUCCGAACACGGAUUCCGUAUUGGCCAUUGCGGCUGCAGGCCCAUAUUGGCGUAGCGCUACAAUUCGUCCAAUCAACGUCCGUAAGGCCAUGCAUCGUAUUUCUGCAAAGGAUCCGAAUUACCAAGCCCCUGGCGAACAACGCCCUGACAAGGACAUCCACUGGAAUGACAUUCUUCGCGUUGAUCUCCCGCGCUCUAGAGACCGGUUGCAGACGAUCUACAGGAGUUUAAAGAAACUGGGUGUCAUGGAUGUAGUUUGACAUUGCACUGAUAUGCAUAAAUACUGGAUUGAUAGUCAAAUUUGAAUAUCG
Suillus plorans is the source of this 918-nucleotide messenger RNA. RefSeq lists its product as uncharacterized. The coding region runs from base 1 to 867 and encodes 288 amino acids. Lineage: Eukaryota; Fungi; Basidiomycota; Agaricomycetes; Boletales; Suillaceae. The transcript is spliced from 3 exons. The record is from RefSeq and is a predicted model, not a curated record.